Jaminaea rosea is the source of this 1790-nucleotide messenger RNA. RefSeq lists its product as hypothetical. Lineage: Eukaryota; Fungi; Basidiomycota; Exobasidiomycetes; Microstromatales. The coding region runs from base 51 to 1415 and encodes 454 amino acids. The record is from RefSeq and is a predicted model, not a curated record. The transcript is spliced from 2 exons.
UUUGCUCGGUGGAACCAACACUUGGUUCACUGCUUCUCCAUCUCGUCGCAAUGCCGCCAAAGAAGAGCAGCAACAAAGACUCAGUCGAAGCUUUGCUCUCCGAUCUCGACAGCCUGGGUACGGAAGACCAAGUUGCUUCAGCAGCCAAAACAAAGGCCCCUGCUUCAUCUGCUAGCCCUGCACCUCCCGCCGCCCCUGCCUCUGCCUCCUCCUCCACGCCAGACGCUCAGAGUCUACUCGAUGACCUCGACAGCCUCGUUCAGCGUCGCGCUCCUACUCCAAGAAGGCCGCCUAGCAGUGCAGCUGUGCCUUCACCAGGCCCGACGUCAUCCGCCGCAGAGACAGUGACUCCACGUCCGGCCAAUGUAGAGGGCACACCAAAGGAAGCGCCAGCGGGAGAGUCACCAGCUACUUCAGCGGCACAGGCUUUGGAGUCGAUGCCAGCGCCUGAGAAGCAGAGAGGAAGCACAGCGCCAAUUGCGUCGGCAGCUCCGGCUGCUGCUGCCUCUUCAUCUGGCAGCGGGGGAGGAUGGGGAGGAUGGGGAAGCAGCAUGUGGUCUUCCGCAACCAAGUUCGCCGAUCAAGCUCGAGCAGAGAUCGAGAAGCGGGCGCAGAGUGAACAGGCCAGAGACCUCGGUCAAAGAGGCUGGGACCUUGCUCAGGGAGUACGUGGCUUUGUCAAGGAGACGGGAUGGGAGAAGUUGGGCGACGAUAUUACUAAAGUGGGAAAGAGGGGCUGGACCGAAGUCAUCAACGCUGUCGCGCCGCCUAUUUCCGCUCACGAGGUCAUCCAGGUGACCCUGUCGCAUGACAUGGUGGGAUUCGAUGGGGUUCCGGACGUCACAUUCAAGAUCUUGUCGAGGGUCAUGGAGUCGCAGGUGCGCCAGCAUGGGCUGGACCAACAGCUUGUCGUCAACCAGGCGCGCAACGGCGCUCAGGUGGGGGACAAGGUCGAUGAAAGCAACGAGAGGGAUAUGCAGCCCGCCAAAGGAUUCGAGGAAGGAUGGAAGACGGCACAGUCAUCGCUCGCCACGCUCAUCGCAUCCCACGAGCCAGAGGCACCCAAGGCAAAUUCUGUCAACGUCCCGGUCACUAAUUCGCCUGUAUUCCUGCGCAUACAGCCAGUGAUGGCUCCAUUGCCAGGCGAGUCCGCCACCGCAUCGCCGCCAUCGUCCAUAUUUUUCCUCGUACUGCUGCAAGACCCCACUCAUGGCCUCAGCCAUCGUACAUGCAGCCAGGCUAUGCCUUACGCUUGGCUCUCGCUACCCUUUGACCAGAAUCCAUGGAUCGAGCAAGCAAUGGUCGACAGCUUGGAGAAUGCCCUCGCUAUCGUUGGCCAGGACUACAUUAAUGGCAGGCAGAGUGGUCGAAGCGUGAGCGGGGAGCAGGAUGCUGGCGGCGCUGCAGAGGCGUGAGGAUGAACGAGGAACAACGGGGCAUGGACAUUAGGGUCACGAAGACUCGAUUGUGAGGCGCGAGGAGCCUUGAGAGCAACUUGGAGCCCGCAAUCAGGAGCUGAAUCAAAUCGAUUCCGUGACGCCCGCGUUUCCCGAGGCGAUCGUGGUUCGUCGCAAAGUCGUCGAGGCAGUGCUUCGCCUGACCACCUCUCCGGGUCUUUCUUGACAUUCGUCCCUCACCGUACCAUACCAUUGCGCCUUGAAGAAAUGCGCUUUUUGCUUGCUUUGCGGUGUCCUCGGCUCACCUGACUAUGCGCUUUACCGGCUCUGCUUUGCUCUGCUCUGCUAUCAAUUUGCUCUGCAAUUCUAUGACACCGCUUGGCUGCAUCGACG